AUGGUAUUGACCAGAAAAACCAACGAAGAUGUUGAAUCAGAUGAUGAAAGUGACAUUUCGGACCCAGAAGAAGACACCAUUGCUGGAGCAUUAGCAGCAUUAAGAGGUGGUAAUGUCAAGAAAUCUGAAGAAAAAGAAGCUGUAUCGGGUGAUGUAUCUGAUGAAAGCGAUGCUGAAAGUAUUUUCACUGAUAUCGACACUGAUACUGAAGAUGAAGGUGAUAAUUAA
This is a messenger RNA of Debaryomyces fabryi, 228 nucleotides long. RefSeq lists its product as uncharacterized. The coding region runs from base 1 to 228 and encodes 75 amino acids. The record is from RefSeq and is a predicted model, not a curated record. Lineage: Eukaryota; Fungi; Ascomycota; Pichiomycetes; Serinales; Debaryomycetaceae. The transcript has a single exon.